Messenger RNA from Magnolia sinica, 990 nucleotides. RefSeq lists its product as uncharacterized. The transcript has a single exon. NCBI's taxonomy places the organism in Eukaryota, Viridiplantae, Streptophyta, Magnoliopsida, Magnoliales, Magnoliaceae. The record is from RefSeq and is a predicted model, not a curated record. The coding region runs from base 1 to 990 and encodes 329 amino acids.
AUGAUGGUCACUAAUAUGCAACAACAACAGCAGAUAAUGACCACUAUGAUGGGAGCCAUGGCCCAGAACCUUGACAUACAACAACCGGGACCACCUGCCAUGGCCGCGCCCAUAAACAAUAUAAGCAAUCUCUUUGAGCAGUUCCAGCGGUAUAGGCCGCCUACGUUUGCCGGCACCCACCAUCCUGAGGAAGUGGAGUAUUGGCUCAACCGAGUCACCAAGCUACUUCGGCCUCUCCACUGUUCUGACGCGGAGAGUGUCGAGCUCUUCUCAUACCUCUUUGAAAAAGAGGCCGACCUAUGGUGGGAGAGUGUCCUCUACUCCAUCCCCGAAGACCACGUGUGGACGUGGGAGGCGUUUGAGGCCCGCUUCAACGAAAAGUACCUCUCUCAGACGUACCAGCAUGAGAGAGAAAAUGAGUUCCUCUGCCUCCAACAAAGGGGAAUGACCGUAGGGCAAUAUGAGAACCGAUUCACCGAGUUGUCGUGCUACGCAUCCGAAAUGAUCGUCAACGAGGCGAUUGAGAUGAGGCAAUUUUCAAUAGGGUUGAGGAGCGGCAUCCGCUCAAAGAUGUGUUAUGCCAACAUCAGAACAUAUGUCAAGCUCGUUAAGAUGUCGAUACGGGUAGAGCAGGUUGAGGAGCGUGUCGCACGGACAUGUUCACAAUUAGGGCAACGAAACAGGAUGGAGGGACCGUCCUCUUCUUUUGCAGGAAAAAGGCUACGCCCUAACUCACCUCCCCAAUUAGCCGCCACACCGGCCCCUUCUGUACGACCGGCCCAGAUAUGUACUUACUGCAGGAGGGUGGGUCACUCUGAACCCUACUGUUUUACUAGAAUAAGGGAUCUUGGCUUCACGCCGCCACAGCGCAACAAUAGGACCCCACUGCAGGCCUUGCAGAUUCCGCCCCUACGGAAAAUGGGGCCUAGUCAGCAGUUUCGCCGUCCACCACCACCUCAAGUUAGAUCGCCACAACGGCCUAUGCAAUGA